Striga asiatica is the source of this 567-nucleotide messenger RNA. NCBI's taxonomy places the organism in Eukaryota, Viridiplantae, Streptophyta, Magnoliopsida, Lamiales, Orobanchaceae. The record is from the annotation of a GenBank genome assembly.
AUGGUGAUUGGUAGUGGCAGAAAUACUUCAAUUUGGUCAGACCCAUGGAUCCCAAGAAUUGUAAACUUCACUCCUGCUAAAGCUUUCACAUCAGACUCUCAAAGACUUAAGAAGGCCAGUGAUUUAUGCUUUGGUUGGAGACGGCUAGGAAUUUUCAUUCAGUUGUCGCCUCUAUCCUCUAGCAUUUUUCCAGAUUGCUUAGCUUCUUUGAGUUCGUUCCCUGCUCUGGCUUUUGAGUUCUCUGUUGUUGGAUUGACCCGGCUGGUGGCCGAUCGAGUUGAAAAACUUCCGGUCCUCUGCGAGACUGCAAGAGUGAACGACGCAUUUUCCAUCCGGCGAUUGCGAAAAACGGGGAAGCUAGACCUUCGGGCUUCGAGGAUUGAGCAGCGGGCGACAAUCGGCAAGUCCGCGGGGCCGAGAGUUAAUUUAAUUUUGGUUUCAAUCAUAAUAGAAGGUCAAGGUACGAAGAAAAGAAAGACUAUCAAUUCGUUCUUUAAGCCAAAAGAGCAUACGUCGACAAGCGGAGAUCGUCUUCUAAUGAUGAUGUUGUCGCCUCUAUUGAUAUGA